CACAGAUAUGCCUGCAAAAAUAAACUGAUUGACUCUUGAGGGCUCUCAACAAAGCCUCUCCUGUGAGUAUGUAUAUAUAUAUUAUAUGUUAUAGUACAAAGUAGAUUUUUAGGAAAUCGAACAUAUAAAUGAUUAUGUAGCCAGCAAGUUGUAUACCAUCUAGUCAAAACCUCCCAGCAAGUGGGUGAUUUGAAAUCGCCAUAACUUCUUUAUCUGACUGCGGAUGAUAGCUACGUUAAAGUCAAAUUAGGUCAAAUUUGUAGCAACAAAACGCAAAGAAAACAACAACAACGGGAAAACAGCAAAAAUCUUGAAAGAGGGACGAACCCAAAAGGAUAGAGGAGGGCGGACGACCAACCAACCAACCAACCAACCAAUCAACCGACCGAAACAAAAUACCAAAAACAGCCGUAUCCAAGAUGAGGCGAGCCAGCCGAGGAGGGGAUGAAUCUGGUACCGGUGCUCCCCGUCAGAACGGUGUGUCUGGGGCGAGAGGCGGCGCCAGAGGAGCGGCUGCCGAUCGGGGGGAUACGGUAGCCGGCGGCGGUGAUGAUGAUGAGGCGGCGUGCAGCCCAGCAGACAUGCAGGAUGAGGACAAUGAUCCGGCGCGGAGGAGAGAGAUCAGGAGCAAGUACAGGGACCUCAUCAACUCUGUUCAACAGAACAGAGAGGACAUGUUGAGUCCCACCAACAACAAACUGACAGAUGUGUUGGAGGAGGCCAACAAACUGUUUGCAGAAGUCCGUCAGGCCCGUGAAGCGGCUUUAGACGCCCAGCUCCUGGUGCUGGCUACAGACCUGGGGAAGGAGAAGGCCAGCCAGCUACACGCAGAGGGAUCAGCCUUCGACCCCGCAGCCUUUGCUGAACACCUGCUGUCAUUCAUGGGUCUGAAUCGCCUGGAGGAGGAAGAUGAAGAUGUGGAGGGUGGAGCGAGCGGCGGGUACCUCCCCCAGGACGCCUGGCAGAGGGUAGCUAACAGAGCUCAGCGCUGCUUCAGGACUGCUCCCUCUUUCCACUAUAUGAUGGGAUCGUUCCUGGCUGAGUUACCGCCGCCUCGCCAGAGGGUAGAGAGACAGAGGAAAGUUCCUGGGAAGGAGGUCAAGAGGAUCAUGCCCACUCAGUUGAAGAGGAUGGAGGAGUCUCACCAGGAAGCUACAGAGAAGGAGGUAGAGAGGAUUCUGGGAUACCUGCGGAGCUACUUCUUUGACGACCCCACAUCUCCCAUCUCCUACUAUGAGUUUGUCAUAGACCCCACCUCCUUCUCCCGCUCUGUGGAGAACAUCUUCCACACCUCCUUCCUGGUCAGGGAUGGUUUGGCGAAAAUGUACCUGGAUAAUCACAAACUUCCUUGUAUCGCCCCUGUGGAGGAAGGGGAGGUGGAGGCUGGAGGAGCGUCUAACAGGCAGCAGUGUGUCAUUUCUAUCAGCCCCAAGAGCUGGAAGGAGUUAAUUGAGGCCUUUGAUAUCACCGAGCCACUGAUCCAUGCUCCCAGCACACAGCACACAGAAUGAUGCUGAUAUAACAGCUAUUUCCUUUUAAAACAUUAGAGAAUUUUAUCGACUUUAACUUUAGCUAUAAAUAUUAGUUUUCUAUUCAUAGGUCUUGUUCGUGUUUUUUGUAUUAUUUGAUUAAAGAGAGUGAACCCAA
Messenger RNA from Oncorhynchus nerka (sockeye salmon), 1647 nucleotides. RefSeq names its product non-structural maintenance of chromosomes element 4 homolog A-like. NCBI's taxonomy places the organism in Eukaryota, Metazoa, Chordata, Actinopteri, Salmoniformes, Salmonidae. Bases 420 to 1511 code for a protein of 363 amino acids. The record is from RefSeq and is a predicted model, not a curated record. Gene Ontology annotation, biological process: DNA repair. Gene Ontology annotation, cellular component: nucleus; Smc5-Smc6 complex. The transcript has 11 exons.